Messenger RNA from Linum trigynum, 3190 nucleotides. The record is from the annotation of a GenBank genome assembly. Lineage: Eukaryota; Viridiplantae; Streptophyta; Magnoliopsida; Malpighiales; Linaceae.
UGAGUCUGAGAGGCAUUUCUGACCCAAAAUAACCUCAACGGAACCUGGUGACCGGAUUCCAUUGUUACAUAACUGAAAGUGGCGCGAAAUAUGAAAGCUUCAACGUUGAAAAGAGAAAAUAUGUAAAAUUGUUUAUCUUCUUUUCAGAAAGAAACAACAAUCCAGGUGUGUGUUUACCGAUUUUACCUUUCCCAAUCGCCAAGAAAGAAGAAGAGAUAGAAACCAGAGAGGGAAUAGUUGGGGCGGAAAAUAGCCAAAAAAAAUCACAGAAAUGCGUGCAGCUGAAGCUGCUCCGCUCUUUCUCGCGUCCCCGGGAAAUCAUCCGCAUUCUUCCGAUCGCCGCCGGACGACGUAGAGAAAGCCCAGCCACGCCUCCUUGGAGAAUAUCGCAAUGCAAAGCUCUUGAUCUCCAUUCACAAUCUGUUCUGGCUUUGCCAUAUUCUCCAAUUUAUAAAGCACGCCUCAAGGUUCCGUUCAAGGUGAACUGUCCCCUCUUCUGCUUUAACCCUAGAUCCGAAUUGAUUUGGGACCUUGUUUUCUUGUUAUCUGUUUCAACCCUAGAUCCUAAAAUGCUGGAACCUUGUUUUCUCGUCGCCUGUGUUAUUUGUCUUCGAUAGAAUUGAUUUUGGGCUUUUGCCUUCUUUUCAUGGAUCAGGCUUUUUCGGGGGCGGCCAUGGAUGGCGAAGGAGAGAUAUAGGCAGAGCAUUGUUUGGCCUGAGAGAUAUGAGACAGCACAAAACCCAGUACGCUAAACAGGAUAAUAAGCGUCUCCCUCGCUUUGGUACAAGUAAUGAGUUCGAGCUCAAAGAUUAUUGCUCUGAAGUUUUCAGACGCAUACAGGAUCUGAAAAAUGUGGACAAUUAUGAAUACAUGCAAUCUGUUUUCACGGAUCAGACGUUGAAGGAGAUCAUUUCAUCGAAGAAAACUGGUUGCUUGGGUCCUCUGCCAAGGGAUGACCGUUUUUUCAUAAAGACCUUGCGGAAAUCUGAGGUUAAGGCAAUCAUUCAAAUGCUCCCUAGCUACUACUUCCAUCUGAAAAGGAACCCAGCUUCCUUAUUAAGCGCGUUGUAUGGUGUUCAUGUUGUGAAACCAAUUGCAGGUGGUAGCAAGGUAUACUUUGGCGUAUUGCAGAAUAUCAUCCCAUCCAACGUCAACAUGUAUAGAGUGUAUGAUCUCAAGGGCUCAUCAAGAGGCCGACCUGUCAAAAAGACUAGACUUUAUGGGAAUGUUAUCUACAAGGAUCCAGAUUUUGACUUCAGUUUCUACUUGGAUCCAUACGUCCAUGAAAGACUCUUAUCGCAAAUCAAGAGUGACUGUGAGUUUCUUGAGACAGAGGGUGUAAUGGAUUACAGUCUUUGUCUUGGAGUUCCGCUGAAAGACUCUUGCCAGGGUACCAUACAUUGUGGUAGCCUGCCCUACAAGAAACCUGCCUCGAAUUGCUCCUCUCCUACGCAUUCGUUGGAUGGCAAAUCUGUGGUUUCGACUGACGGUCUAAGUUCCAACGGUGACAGCCUGGAGGAUUAUGAACUUAAUUUUGCAGACUUUCAAGUGGACAUGCCGGAGAGGCAAGAGAUCAAACUGGGUACAGGGAUGUCAGCACGCCCAGUUCAUUCGACACCGGAACAUGAAGGGCUUCUGGAUCCAGGUCACUGUGAGGUGGUACUCUACUUCGCCAUUGUGGAUAUAUUUCAGAACUACGGCAUGGUGAAGCAUAUCGAGCACGGUUUCAAGUCGAUAUGGAAAGAUUCGCAGUCCAUGUCCGCUGUGAAUCCUAGGAACUAUACAUCUCGCUUUCAGGAAUUCCUGUUCCGAAUAUUUCGAGUGCAACAGUAUCAAGAAACAUGAAGCAAGCAGGCAUACUAAUUUUUUUUUAUUGCCGCCAAUUGUAUAUGUGGAUGAAUGUGUAUUAUAUAAUGUGUUGUGAUCAUCGACGUUAAUAUGUCAUGGCUGGCUGGAUGGCUUGUUUGUAGUUAGAGAACCAGCCUUUGGUCGUCUCGUAGCCGUUUCAAUACUCUUAGAGGAGAGGGCAUUUUCAUUAGCUUUCUAGAGUUGGAAAAAAAUUAUAUAGACGGAGAAGCAGAGACGAUGAGAAAUCGUUGAAAAAACGUUGGUUUUGAUUUGUCUGGGCUCCCUACUUUUUUGUCACUUUGUUGGAUCCUUGAAUCCUUUUUCUCAUUUUUUUUUUUGGGGGGUAUGUGCAUGAUAACACCUAAGUGUUAUUUACCUCCUAUUUGUUAGGUGUUUGAAUGUCAUGAUCAUCAUACUUCGAUUAUUUUGGGUUGAUUUCAUGCUAUACUUGCUUCAUAUCCUAAGAUUUAGCACAACUCGUGGCCAACUUCACAACCAAUGUUCAGGUCAUGACUUUCCAUUUUACGAUCAUGAACUCCACUUCAGAACAAGAAACGCGAUCAACAAUGAGCCCAAUAGGUCUCACGGUUCGACUCGCGGGCACAACAAGCCAGACCGCGAGAUAGAGGCCCUGGCCCGAGAAAUGUUUGUGGGUGUGAACUUGAUGAUUCUGUCUGUGAACCUACCCACGGCCUCGCUAACCGAUCGACGAUGAGUAUAAGAUCUGAAAUAUCAUAUAUAAACACCAUGCAAUCAUAAAAUAUGACAAAAGUAGGGUGGUUUCGUUAUGAAAAGUGCUAUGGUGACUUGCAAUUUACAUCGAUUUGGAGAAAAUGGUCUACCUCUUUCGUAAAGGGGUCGGCCACUUUCCAAAAAAAAAAAACGGUCUAUCGCUUCAGGCAAGCGGUCUAACUAAUGAUACACUUACUUUCAACUUACACCCGCUUGUUGGAAGAGGCAGGCACAUGUGACCUAAAUACGAUGGUUGUAGCACACAUAUGCCUAAGUAAUGGGGAUAAGAAGUGUAUGAUUUAAGUGUUAUCUUGCUUAGUGCACAUGUCUGAAGUUUACCAUUUAAGGUAUGUGGCUAAGGGUAUUGAGUUGUGAGGCUACAACAAAAAUAUUAGAGAUUCGUUGCAGAAAUCCUACUUAGUUUCAAUUCCUUUAUCGAAGUUGCAUUUUUUACUUACAUAAAGCCGAAGGUUGUACCCAAAAAAAACAUAAGUAGGAGCCAAUGAUUUAAGCGAGCAAUAAACCCUUCUUUGAUGAAAAUUUUAACAGAAGGGUAUGUUGAUAAUUUUUUCAAAUUUGAGGUAAAAAACAAUAGAGGAGAAUGUAUGAU